AUGCCCAGCAGCACUGGAAAGAGGUUUAAACCUACUAAAUACAUCCCUGUCUCUACAGCAGCUGCCUUAUUAGUGGGUUCGACUACUUUAUUUUUUGUUUUCACGUGCCCCUGGUUGACAAAAGCCAUCUCCCCAGCCAUCCCAGUGUACAAUGGGCUCGUGUUCUUGUUUGUACUGGCAAACUUCAGCAUGGCAACUUUCAUGGACCCUGGAGUUUUCCCACGAGCAGAUGAAGAUGAAGAUAAAGACGAUGACUUCCGAGCUCCACUCUACAAGAACGUGGAGAUUAAAGGAAUCCAAGUACGGAUGAAAUGGUGUGCCACCUGCCACUUCUACCGUCCUCCACGCUGCUCUCACUGCAGCGUCUGUGACAACUGUGUUGAGGAUUUUGACCAUCACUGCCCAUGGGUCAACAAUUGCAUAGGACGGAGGAACUACCGCUAUUUUUUUCUCUUCUUGCUGUCCUUAAGUACACACAUGGUUGGAGUAUUCACCUUUGGGCUCAUCUUCGUACUAAACCAUAUGGAAAAGCUGGGAGCAGCUCAUACUACCAUUACAAUGGCUGUCAUGUGUGUGGCUGGGUUAUUCUUUAUUCCAGUCAUUGGUCUCACUGGCUUCCAUAUUGUUCUAGUGGCCCGAGGGCGCACAACGAAUGAACAGGUGACAGGUAAAUUCCGUGGGGGAGUGAAUCCUUUUACCCGAGGAUGCUGUGGAAAUGUGGAACAUGUGCUCUGCAGUCCCUUGGCUCCCAGGUACAUAGUUGAGCCCAAGAAAAAGCAAGCUGUGAGUGUGAAGCCUCCUUUCCUCAGACCUGAUUUAUCUGAGCGACAGAUCACAGUGAAGAUCAGUGACAAUGGGAUCCAAGCCAACCUCAGCCGGAGCAAGUCUAAAAUUAGCCUGGAAGGUCUGGAGGAUAAAAGUAUGGAUGUGCAACCACCUCUCCCACCCAAAGGAGAUCCAAGCAAGUACUCUGAGCUAAAAGGGCAGCUGGGGACCAGUGAAGAAGGUGGCCUUUCACCCAAACUUAUCAGCCCUCCUACACCUGCUAUGUACAAGUAUCGACCAGCUUUCAGCAACAAUCCCAAAGUCCACUACCAUGCUACGGCUGAGCAGGUGAGCAAUCAAGGGGCUCUGAUAGAAGAGGAUGGCAGGAGCCUUGAUUACCAGUCCGAACCCAGCUCGGACAUCCCCAGCUACCGGAAGAGCUCCCUCCACAAGACCUAUCAGUCUUCCCCACUCCAGAUAGAUUCCUUUGCCAUCAAUUCACGAUCCCUGAGCCUGAAAUCUGCUGGCAGGAGAGGGACAGACAAAGUGCCCCUUCAUCCAAUAAAGUCUGAAGGGGCAGCUUCCACCCCUUACAAAAGCAUCUUUUCUCCCAAUUCCCUGUCAAACAGAAAUGGGAGUCUUUCAUAUGACAGUUUGCUAAACCCCAUGUCGCCCUCGGGGAGGAAGUGCAUCGCCCAUUCUGUGGUCAGCUCCGUUGGGUACCACUCCCCAUAUUUAUCAGCCAAAAUGUGCCAUCUACGGGGGAGCGAGCUGCAACGCCAACCACCGCAGAGCUUUAGCCCAGUGCUGGGGGGUCCAGCUCCACAUCAGCGAGACCCCUCCCCAGUCCGCUAUGAUAACCUUUCCAAAACCAUUAUGGCAUCCAUCCAGGAGAGGAAAGAGAUGGAAGAGAGGGAGAAGCUCCUCCACUCGCACCCUGAUUCAGUGUUUGCAGACUCAGGUGUCUAUGACACCCCUAGCUCUUACAGCCUUCAGCAAGUCAGCACGCUCUCUGAAGACCCACGCAGCAUGGCAAUGAGAUAUGGAUCUAGAGACAAUCUGAUGGCUGCUACCAGUUUUAGCACAAGGAACCCUUUACUGCAGUCCUCAGUGUCUUCACUCUCAAGUGCAAUGACAAGAGCACCAAGGACUUCCACAACCUCUCUGCAAGCUGAUUUAGCCAAUAAUAAUGUCCAGUCCCAUCAAGCACUACAGGGCAGGGUGAGCAAUGGCUCCUACAAAUCCCCAGGCCACCAGGUCCCAUCGUCCCCCACAGGGAUGCCUAGGUCACCUUCUUAUGGAGGCCCGAAGGCUGUCUCAUUUGUAAACACUGUGGAAAUUACAGAGGUGCAAUCAGUGGGAGCACAAAGGGAUGACAUGCAGUUGAAGACACCUCACAGUAAAAUAAAUGGACAGCCAAAAGGAAUAUCCAGGUUGGGUUCAACAUCAAGUUCCCAGGGGACACCUGUCAGCCCUGCUAGACACUCAAAUGUUAAGAAGGUGUCUGGAGUUGGUGGAACAACCUAUGAAAUUUCAGUGUAAAAUAAAAUUAAUUAAAA
Messenger RNA from Gavia stellata (red-throated loon), 2324 nucleotides. RefSeq names its product zinc finger DHHC-type palmitoyltransferase 8 (gene ZDHHC8). Gene Ontology annotation, molecular function: palmitoyltransferase activity. Gene Ontology annotation, biological process: protein palmitoylation. The transcript is spliced from 11 exons. The coding region runs from base 1 to 2307 and encodes 768 amino acids. Lineage: Eukaryota; Metazoa; Chordata; Aves; Gaviiformes; Gaviidae. The record is from RefSeq and is a predicted model, not a curated record.